Molecule: messenger RNA, 1083 nt
Organism: Fusarium redolens
Lineage: Eukaryota; Fungi; Ascomycota; Sordariomycetes; Hypocreales; Nectriaceae
Exons: 3
Coding region: 132-899 (255 amino acids)
Source: RefSeq, a predicted model, not a curated record
UGUCGGCAGAUUGUCCUCGGCUUCGCCGCUGCCAAUAAGCUAGACGAUCCGGGUAUAAAAGGAGUACCAUAUCCUCUUGAAGGUGCCUUUGUUCGAUAAAGUUACCUCUCUUACCUCGUCAAUUCAACAAAAUGGCUACUGCUCAAACUCUUGCAGUCGUGGACAUCCCCGGUCUUCAUCACUCGCCCAACGCUGAGGACUUUGCAGACUCCCGGAACGUCUCUAAUGGUCUUCCCCAGCCUGAGGAGCAGCCAGAGAUAUCUGACACCACGCUCAAGAACUUGGGCGAGCUUUUUGUUCGCCACGACGCCCAUGAUGCCUUCGGCAUCCAUCUUCUGCAUGCUCAUUUCCAGGUCCCUGAAGGCAAUGUCCUGUAUGGGAUCCAAGUCCAGGUUUCGGGCAAUUCCGAAUCGUGUUGGACCAAACCUGUUCCGGCAAAGGAGCUGGCCACCAAGCCUAUUCAUGGCCAUGUCUUUCACUUACAGCCCAAUGGAGCCUUCGUCCCGUAUGAGUUCCAGGAAGGCGAAGCUCCAUCUAAGGUAGCCAAGGUCCCCAAGGCAUUUUUCCAAGAGCUUGCUGAGUUCCUGCACCUCAACAACCUUGCAGGCUUGGUUGCGCUGCAGCUCUUGGAUGGCCCAAGGGACCAGACCAAGACUGAGCUCCAGGUUGGGCCACAGGGCACUCUGAUGAUGGAUACUAAGGAUGUCCUCGGGUUUGAGCCCGCACAAAUCACCACGGGUUGGUUCUUCCAGGUGGGAGAGGAUGGGAUUAUUUCUUGCAAGGGCAACGACGUGUAUGCUGCCAAGAAGAACACCCACGGAGUCUUCCAGGAUUCAAAGCCUCUUCCGACCCUGGAAGCAUUGAAAGCGGCUCUGCUUCAGGAAGGAAUCAUCGCCUAACGGUUUCGGUGCUCACCCCAUUCAAUGGCUUGGACGGCCUGGAAUUGAUUGCGAUGGCGAUGGUAAAGAUAGCAGGAUGAGUCGUUCCUUAUAUAAGAGUACAAUCUGGAAGAUCACAGCCACUCAUUAAGCGAAUUACAGUAGUCUCCAUCGAACACUCAGGUAGUUAGGUGACCAAUAGCAG